AUGGUUUCAUUUCAGAAACCUCCAUCAACAGUAAGGAUCUUCGAUCGCAACGAUUAUUACAGCGUUCAUGGAAUCGACGCCACAACAGCGGCUCGGGAGGUUUUCUCCUCCAUAUCCAAUAUUAAGAAGAUGGGCAUCGAACCCGAACGGUUAGACUACCUCGUGCUGUCCAAAGGAAACUUUGAAAUACUCAUUAGAAAGCUUUUACUGGUAAAGCGGUAUAGAGUGGAAAUAUAUGUCCCAGAAGGAUCAUCAAAGAACAGUGAAUGGCGCCUCGAGUACAAAGGCUCGCCCGGUAACCUCACGCAGUUGGAAGAAGUGCUGGGUGAGGGUCUGGGUGCUAGCAAUGAAAAUGCGCCAUGUUUGAUGGCGGUUAGUUUUAAAACGGAUGCCGUAACAAAGGGUCGCCUUGUUGGCGUCGCUUGUGUAACGGCCGCUGACUAUCAAUUCGCGAUAUCUGAAUUCGCAGACGACGACUUGCUAACUGAGCUCGAGACUAUCACAGUGCAAAUGGCGCCGACGGAGUGCCUCGUUAUUCAAGGAGAUAAUGACGAUCAAAAAGCUCUAAAGAAAGUUAUGGAAAGGACAAAUGUGACAGUGACAAAGCUGAAAAAGUCUGAUUUCUCCACCGAGGGCCUUAUCCAGGACCUAAAUCGAUUGUUAAAGUUCAAGGAGAAUCAGCAACAAGAUGCGAAUGUUUUUCCUGAGACUGGCAAACAAGUGGCUAUGUCGAGUCUGGCUGCAGCUAUAAGAUAUACGACAUUGUUAAACGAUAGUAGUAAUUUUGGAAGAUUUCAUCUCAGCACCAUUCAAUCAGAUGGCUUCCUUCAUCUGGAUGCAGCAGCAUUAUCAGCGUUAAACGUUCUCCCUGAGUUGGGCGACACGUCGCAUUGUCCAUCGCGCAGUUUGUUUGGAUUGUUAGACAGAUGUCGCACUCAGCAAGGAAAACGUUUGCUAGCACAGUGGCUACGCCAGCCAUUAAGGGACAUAAAUCUUAUAAACGAACGUCUCGACAUCAUAGAGGUGUUAUUAAACAAUUCUCAGCUGAGGUUACAACUACAUGAGGACCAUUUGAGACGUAUUUCCGAUCUCCAAGCUUUGGCUAGAAGACUUACAAGAAAGAAGGCCAAUUUGCAGGAUUGUUACAAAAUUUACCAGGCGAUAGACAGGCUGCCAUCACUUCUCCAGUGCCUGGGUCAGGCAGAAAGUGCUACAGUGCAUUCAUCUCUAGCAGAACCUAUAUCAGAACUCCAUGGAGAUCUCGAUAAGUUCCAGCAGAUGAUCGAAACUACAGUUGACAUGGAUGCUGUUGACAGAGGCGAGUUUUUAGUGAAACCAUCAUUUGAUGAACAGUUGCAAAACUUGCGGGAACAGUUGGACAGGUUGCAGUCAAUGGCGGAGAAGGAACUACGCGCAGCAGCUGAUAAUCUUGGCCUUGAAGCAGGGAAGAAUAUUAAAUUAGAAAAUAAUCCACAGAAUGGGUUUUAUUUCAGAAUAACAAUUAAAGAGGAGCAAACAAUUCGAGGCAACAAAAAGUAUACAAUAAUUGACACUGCUAAGGGAGGUGUUCGUUUCAAAACCAAUGCAUUGGAUUGUGUGACUGAGGAAUAUGUACAAACAAAGGAAGCUUAUGAGAAAGAACAGGAUAAAGUGGUCAGCGAAAUAAUUAAUAUUGCAACUGGAUAUUCCGAGUGCUUGUUUAGCCUCUCUCACAUGCUGUCCCGACUUGACGUCUUAGUGUCAUUUGCCGUGGCGGCCUCCACAGCGCCAUAUCCUUACUGCCGACCAGUUAUUACAGAGAGCUUGGAAGAAUUCAUAUUAAAAGAUGUCAGACAUCCAUGUUUAGAAGUCCAAGAGGGAGUGUCUUAUAUACCAAAUGAUGUUGAAUUUAAACGAGGUUCGUGUGUGAUGCACAUAGUGACUGGCGCGAACAUGGGCGGCAAGUCGACGUGGAUGCGCUCUUGCGGCGCGGCGGCUGUGUUGGCGCACGCGGGCUGCGCGGUGCCGGCGCGACUCGCAGUCCUGCCGCGUCUGCGAGCCGUGCGCGCGCGCCUCGGUGCCGCCGACCGCGAGCAGCAAGGACAGAGCACCUUCAUGCUGGAGAUGCUCGAGACCGCGGCUAUACUGCGGAGGCCGCGCCUUCGGGCCGUGCGCGCGCGCCUCGGUGCCGCCGACCGCGAGCAGCAAGGACAGACCACCUUCAUGCUGGAGAUGCUCGAGACCGCGGCUAUACUGCGGGCUGCCACUCCUGACUCUCUGGUGUUAAUUGAUGAAUUAGGACGGGGAACAUCUACAUACGAAGGUUGUGGCAUCGCUUGGGCUAUCGCUGAGAAGUUGGCAACGGAGUCGAAAUGCUUUUGCCUAUUCGCGACGCACUAUCAUGAACUCACCCGCCUGCCCAGCCUGCAUCCUGGGGUCAUAGUGAAUUCUCAUGCAGAGGCGUCAGUGGUUAAUGAUCAAUUGGUCCUUCUUCACAAAAUCGUCCCGGGACCCGCUACUCACUCCCUGGGACUUCACGUGGCCAAAUUGGCUGAUUUACCUGAAUCUAUUAUAAAGUAUGCUGAGGAGAAACAAGCUCAACUCGAAACAAAUUUAUUUGAAGUGGAAGCUUCUGUAGAAGCGCAAGAAACUACAGAAGGUCAAAAAAUUAUAUUGGAUUUCUUACGUAAAUGCAAGCUGAUACAAGAAACGAUCGAGUCGGAUGAAAAUAUGAUGAUUGAGAUAAAUAAAUUGAAACAAGAGUUGCUGCAGCAGAACAGUAAAUACGUGCAGUCACUUAUGUCGUGUUGA
This is a messenger RNA of Parnassius apollo (apollo), 2790 nucleotides long. NCBI's taxonomy places the organism in Eukaryota, Metazoa, Arthropoda, Insecta, Lepidoptera, Papilionidae. The record is from the annotation of a GenBank genome assembly.